This is a messenger RNA of Penicillium soppii, 1422 nucleotides long. RefSeq names its product SUN domain-containing protein. Lineage: Eukaryota; Fungi; Ascomycota; Eurotiomycetes; Eurotiales; Aspergillaceae. The record is from RefSeq and is a predicted model, not a curated record. The transcript has a single exon. Bases 1 to 1422 code for a protein of 473 amino acids.
AUGAAGUUCGAAAUUAAAUCUGCCCGCGCAGCUGCGCUUGUCGCCCUCAUUGCAAGCGCUGAAGCCGCUAAACACGGUCAUGGCCACAGCCGUCACCACGAGACCCGCGAAGUGGUUCUCGAGAAGAAAGGUGGCCAGUGCCAAUUCCCUACCGACGCUGGCCUGGUUGCCGUCACUCCCAAUGAGGAGAACGCCGGUUGGGCCAUGAGCCCUAACCAGCCCUGCAAGCCUGGUAACUACUGCCCGUAUGCUUGCCCUCCGGGUGAGGUUUCCAUGCAGUGGGACCCCAAGGCGACAUCCUACUCUUACCCCAUGUCCAUGAACGGUGGUCUCUACUGUGACGAAAGUGGAAACAUUCAGAAGCCUUUCCCCAACCGUGACUACUGUGAGUCGGCCGCUGGUGUACUCAAGGCCCACAACAAGGCUGGCAAGCCUGUCUCCUUCUGCCAGACCGUACUGCCCGGUAACGAGGCCAUGAUCAUCCCCACUCUGGUCGAGGAGUUGGCUGAUCUGGCUGUGCCCGGCAUGUCUUACUGGUGCUCCACUGCUGCUCAGUACUAUAUCAACGCUCCCGGUGUGAGCACCGAGGAGGGCUGUGUCUGGGGUACUUCAGCCAACCCCGUUGGUAACUGGUCCCCGUACACUGCCGGUGCCAACACCGAUGCCGAGGGCAACACCUACCUGAAGAUUGGAUGGAACCCUAUCUACCUGGAGCCCACCACUCCCUUCCGCGAUGUCAAGCCCGAAUUCGGUAUCGAAAUUGAGUGUGAGGGCGACGGCUGCAACGGUCUGCCUUGCAAGAUCGACCCUGCUGUCAACUCCGUCAACGAGAUGAUCGGAAACCCCUUCGUUGGCGCCGGCGGUGCCACCGGUUGUGUCGUGACCGUCCCAAAGGGCGAGACCGCGCAUAUUGUCGUCUUCGAGAAGGAGGGCAGUGGCAGCACCUCUUCCGAGACUGUUUCUGUUCCCACCAGCUCUGCUACUUCCAGCUCCAGCUCCAGCUCCAGCACUAGCAUCAGCACCUCGUCCCCCACUCCUACCCCGACCAGCACCAGCACUGAAACCCCGACCAGCACCCCAACCCCCUCCUCUACCUCUACUCCUACUCCCUCGUCGACUUCUACCUCGACCGCCACUGCCACCUCCAGCUCCACCUCGACAAUUACCUCCACCUCGACCAAGACUCCCAUGUCGAGUGCCAAUCCCUCCAGCAGCACUCGCCUGCCCAAGUCGAGCCCGUCUCUGAGCUACACCUACCAGCCUCACGUCCUGACUGGUUCCGCUGAUAUCUCCGAGGCUUCCUCAACGACCGCUGCCGCUGCCGCGUCCUCGUCCUCCAGCACCGGCGGUGCUACCAGCGCCACCGUCUCCAUGAUGACCCUGGCCCUUGGUGCCGUUGCGGCCAUUGCCAUGAACCUCUAA